Paramecium octaurelia is the source of this 762-nucleotide messenger RNA. The record is from the annotation of a GenBank genome assembly. NCBI's taxonomy places the organism in Eukaryota, Ciliophora, Oligohymenophorea, Peniculida, Parameciidae.
AUGAAAUAAUUGUCUCAGACUUCUCAAUCAUACAAAGCCAAACAAAAAAGUGAACCCUCACUCCUGCCUAACAUAGAUAUUCUUAAAGAGAACGUCAAAUCAAGUUUUGCACUUGGACAUCUCAGAGGUCUCUUGACUUAUAAGUAGGGUCGAGAAUUACCAAAAACUGAAAUACAAGUGAGAAGAGAUCAAACUUUUGGUAAAGCCAACAAAAAAUCAAAAAAUAAAAGACUUACCUUUCUAAAAUUUGGAUUUAGAACUCAUGAAAAGAAGAAUAAUUACUAUCUUUAACCUCUGAUUUAAAAAGUAAAGGAUGCUUUUGGUGAAGUUGCCAAUGAUGGUUCAAUGGGAGUUGUAGAUCUAUGGAGUGAUCGAAAUGUGAAUAGAUUGAUGGAUGCAAUCUAGAUGACAAGGGAUAACUUAAUUGUAAGAAAAUUGGGUAAAGAACUCAAUGAGGAAGAACAUUUUUUACUGACAAGAAUGGAAGAAAAAAAAAUGAGAGACAGGAUUUUUAUGGAAUCCUUGAAACUGCAAUUUUAGGAGACUGACACAUUCUCGCUUAAGUUUUAGUUAUCAGACAAAGACAAAAAGAUUGUGUAAAGAGUUGCACAACCAACAAUUUCAAGCAAUCUUAGAUACAACAAUCCCAAUGAAAACAUUCAAACAAUAGUGGAAAGCAUCGAUCAAUUACAUCAGGAAAAUCUAGAAAUCUACACAGAUCUGUAUAAAUAGAUUAAAUCCAUUCAGAAACAUAUUAAGUGA